UUAAACGAAACAGUGGCAAGGUGUCUCGGUGGCUCCAUAUAUCCCCAGCGAUACUGAGUUGAAGUGUCGUGUGUGCAACUGCAACUGCAACAACACAGCAACGAUGGCUACUACAUGUUUCCGUUUACCCAUAUCCAUGCCCACUUCACCUUCUUCUUCCUCUUCUCGUUUCCCUCCAAGAAGAUUCAAAACUCUUACAACCGUCAAUGCAUUUAUCAAACCCAAAAUUCCAUUACCCCCUUUCAACCCUAACGACCCUUUUCUCUCCAAACUCGCUUCCGUCGCUGCCUCUUCUCCAGAAACUCUUCUUAACCCUUCUUCAACUCCUGAUAAUCUUCCUUAUUUGGAUAUUUUUGAAUCCCCUCAACUCAUGGCCACUCCCGCUCAACUUGAAAGGUCUGUUUCGUACAACAAACACCGCCCUAGAAGGCCACCGCCUGAUUUGCCUUCGCUGUUGCUCAAUGGUCGAAUUGUUUACAUUGGCAUGCCUUUGGUGCCAGCUGUCACAGAGCUUGUUAUUGCAGAGCUGAUGUACCUUCAGUGGAUGGAUCCUAAAGAACCAAUAUAUAUUUACAUAAAUUCCACCGGGACUACGCGAGCGGAUGGAGAAACGGUAGCAAUGGAGACAGAAGGUUUUGCCAUUUAUGACGCUAUGAUGCAGAUGAAAACUGAGAUACACACAGUGGCCCUUGGAGCUGCUGUUGGUCUAGCCUGUUUGUUACUUUCAGCAGGGACUCAUGGCAGACGUUAUAUGACACCACAUGCGAAGGCCAUGAUUCAGCAGCCCCGUGUUCCAUCAUCUGGGUUGAGACCUGCAAGUGAUGUUCUUAUUCAUGCAAAGGAGGUGAUAGUAAACAGGGACACUCUGGUUCAACUACUGGCCAAACACACGGGAAAUUCUGAGGAAACAGUUGCUAAUGUGAUGAAGAGACCAUAUUACAUGGAUGCGUUAUUGGCAAAGAAAUUUGGGGUCAUUGACAAAAUUCUUUGGCGUGGCCAGGAGAAGAUUAUGGGAGACGUUCCUUCUCGGGAAGAUUGGGAGAAGGGUGCUGCUGGUGCUAAAGUUGCAGAUAGAUUUUAGUUCCUCCUUUUUCGAUACAUAUCUUGCUAAUGUUAAAGAUCCUUCAGGCCCUAUUACCAUGUGUAGGAGGUUUCUGUUUAUAUUUCAUUUUGAAGAUUUUUUUUUUUAUAAAAAAAAUCAUCCAGGGCUCCUAGGAAUGUUCCACAGCUAUUCACUGGAAACUGUAGUUAUUAAAAAGCUGUAGUGCACAGAAGGCAUGAAUGAUCGAACAUAAAAGCAACAAAGCAAUCAUUCAUCUAUGUCUAUGGUCAUAUAGUGUUUGAUUUGGUUGUGAUCGUAUUCUUGUUGUCCUUCAUAUUCUUUCUCUUAGCAGGGGAUUUGUUGCGUUUCUUUCUCAUCUGUUAACUUUUUUUUAUUUGUUAUCUUCGUCCUCCUCUGGUAACUUUCUUGACAUCUAAAGCACAUACAAAAAUAUGUAACGUCUUCUACUUUUUCAUUGAAAAGUUUUUAGGUGUUCAA
Messenger RNA from Cicer arietinum (chickpea), 1540 nucleotides. RefSeq names its product ATP-dependent Clp protease proteolytic subunit-related protein 3, chloroplastic. Gene Ontology annotation, cellular component: endopeptidase Clp complex. Gene Ontology annotation, biological process: protein quality control for misfolded or incompletely synthesized proteins. The record is from RefSeq and is a predicted model, not a curated record. Lineage: Eukaryota; Viridiplantae; Streptophyta; Magnoliopsida; Fabales; Fabaceae. Gene Ontology annotation, molecular function: ATPase binding; ATP-dependent peptidase activity; serine-type endopeptidase activity.